AUGUUUUUCCUUAGCAGAAACCCAAUCAAUACACUAAAUAUCAUAUCUGUAACCCGUGGAUUAUUUUUGGGCAGGCGGCAGUCUACUGCAACCAUUGCUGCACUUAGAAAAACCGCGAGGGCAUCUGCUUUUAUGGUUGAAAUGCUUAGCUACUACAUUGUGGCAUAUUUGAUGUGCCAGGAACCAUUAUUUUUUGACCUCCCAAUGGGUGAUAUGAGUCAACUUUUCAGAAGAAAGUUGAAUGAUAAAAGCCAGUUCCGCAGCUUCAUGAGCCGGAAUGUGAAGUAUGAAGGGUAG
This is a messenger RNA of Sclerotinia sclerotiorum 1980 UF-70, 297 nucleotides long. RefSeq lists its product with no specific name. The record is from RefSeq and is a predicted model, not a curated record. The transcript has 2 exons. Bases 1 to 297 code for a protein of 98 amino acids. NCBI's taxonomy places the organism in Eukaryota, Fungi, Ascomycota, Leotiomycetes, Helotiales, Sclerotiniaceae.